UAUGAACUGAGACCGAACUUCACCUGCAGGACUUUUUGCGUCUCGUUCUGGGGAUUAAAAAAUAUCAAUUAAUUCACUCGGAUUAAAAUUAUUUUCUCUUCAUUAACUGUAAUGACGCCGUAGUGUCGCGUCAUGACGCUCUCCAAUUAAACCUGGCUGUUGUAAAUGGAUCCGCUGGUUUAGCACGAGCAUGGCGAAAUGAAGUGCAAAAGUCAACUGAAGUGAAGUGGACAGAGGAGUGUCACUCAUCCGACUGUUAACCUGACCAGCUAACCAGACACCAUGGCUGGAGACGACCACUACCUGCAUACUUCCAGCCAGAUUUUCGACAUGAUCGAUCCAGCGUGGGAGUUUACACAUUUCCCGGCGAUGUCUCAGACCGCGUCCCUACGGACAGAUCAUGAACUACCAGGGUCCGGCCCGGGUGGUGGUCCAGCUGGUGACGGCGCUGACCCCCCACCCUCAGCUCCACGCUCACAGUCUGGUGGGAAAACAGUGCGACAAAGGCGUCUGCGUCACGGACCUGCAGCCCAAAGACUCCAACAUCAGCUUUCCGAACCUGGGCAUCCUCCACGUGACCAAGAAGAACGUGGCCAAGACGCUGGACGAGAGGAUGGCCGAGGCCUUCAGGCUCGGAUACAACUGUGGCGUCUCCAUCCACCCCGAGAUAGACGCCCUGCAGGGGGAGGUCAGGGUCCCCCGAGAGCUCACCGAACACCAGCGCAGUGUGAUCAGCAGCGCGGCCGCCCAGCAGGCUAAAGAAAUGGACCUCAGCGUGGUCCGGCUCAUGUUCACAGCGUUCCUCCCCGACAGCGACGGAGGUUUCUCCAGACGACUCGAGCCAGUCGUGUCUGAACCCAUCUACGACAGCAAGGCUCCGAACGCCUCCAACCUGAAGAUCGUGAGGAUGGAUCGCACCGCUGGCUGCGUGAGCGGAGGAGAGGAGGUCUACCUGCUCUGUGACAAAGUCCAGAAAGAUGACAUCCAGGUUCGGUUCUAUGAAGAAGAUGACUCGGGGUUGACCUGGGAGGCUCUGGGAGAUUUCUCCCCCACAGACGUCCACAGACAGUUCGCCAUCGUGUUCAAGACUCCGAAGUACCGAGACCAGAACCUGCAGAAGCCGACGUCCGUGUUGGUCCAGCUGAAGAGGAAGUCUGACAACGAGACCAGCGAGCCCAAACCCUUCACCUACCACCCUCAGAUCAUCGACAAGGAGGAGGUGCAGAGGAAGAGACAGAAGACGUUGCCGAACUUCCAGGACUUCAGUGGUCACGGAGGAGGUGGAGGUGUGUACCGUGGAGGAGGAGGAGCAGGAGGAGGAGGCCCAGCUGCAGGAGGAGGAGGACCCGGCUCUGCAGGAGGAGGAGGUUACUUCCAGGGCUUCAGUACCUACAACUAUGGAGGAGGAGUAGGAGGAGGUGGAGGUUUCUCUACAGGAUACUCAGCUGGUCUGGGAGGAGGAGGAGGAGGAGGAGGAGGAGGAGGAGGCGGCAUCAAACACGGGGGGGAGACGACUGAGGAUGGAGGGGUCUGUGUGGACGAGCCAGAAGCACACGGAGAUGAGCGGUUGGUUGAGGCGACCAGCAGACAGUUGGAGGCUCUGUUCCAGUACUCGGUCACCGGAGACUCGGCGUACCUGCUGGCUGCACAGCGCCCCCUGAUGGCCGCGCAGGACGAGGACGGAGACACUGGGCUCCAUCUGGCGGUCCUCCACAGCCAGCAGGAGGCGCUGAAGAGUCUGACUCAGGUGGUCUCUGCUCUGCCUGGAGAGGAGGUGCUCAACAUGAGGAACCACCUCUACCAGACUCCUUUGCACCUUGCUGUGAUCACCCAGCAGAGGGAGGCGUUGGAAGCGCUGCUGUUGGCCGGCGCCGACCCAACUCUGACGGAUCGUCAUGGCAACACGGCGCUCCACCUGGCGUCCCAGCUGGAAGCAGGAGGAGGGAUGGUCCGGGUUUUACUGCAGCACAGAGGGACGAGAGAGCUGCUGGACCACACCAACACAGCCGUCAGCUGGGUGGUCCUGAUCGGGGCUGGGGCCUUCCUGGGCCGCCCGCCAGGCCGGUCGCCGUCCUUCCGGCUGCCUCUUUCUCGGGUCCUGGACUCCGGGGUCCUUCGUUCCGGUGUUGGAUGUGGUCCGUGUGUCGGUGUUCCAUUUCCGUCCUCCGUUCCUUCCUUCUGUGUGUCCGUGUGUCCAUCUCCGGUGUGCUGGUCCAUGCCUUCCUGGCUGGUUCCUGUGUUUUUCCAUGUGUUGGAGCUUCUGAAUGGUAAAGAGUAUGAACCAAAAUCUCCUCAUAAAGCCUUCACCCCUCCUCAAGGAUUGGAUAAUGGAUGUAUUUGUCCUGUGCAGGUUUCCGGUGGGACGGUUCGGGAUCUGUUGGCUGGUCUGAAGUCGGUCGGUGAGUGCAGAGCGCUGAGCGUCCUGGAGGAGGCGCUGUGUCACCACGGCGACGACGAAACGCAGAUGACCGAGGAGACGAGCGGUCAAUCUCCGGUUCAGGAUCUGAAGGCGGACGUUCGGCUCGACAGCGGGGUCUGUGACAGCGGCGUGGAGCUGUCCACAGCGUGAACGCCUCAUUGGCUCGUCUCCACUUGGGUUUGACAACAACAACAACAAACAAACACAAUCCAUC
Molecule: messenger RNA, 2633 nt
Organism: Perca fluviatilis (European perch)
Lineage: Eukaryota; Metazoa; Chordata; Actinopteri; Perciformes; Percidae
Gene: nfkb1
Product: nuclear factor of kappa light polypeptide gene enhancer in B-cells 1
Biological process (GO): innate immune response; regulation of transcription by RNA polymerase II; non-canonical NF-kappaB signal transduction
Cellular component (GO): cytoplasm
Molecular function (GO): protein binding; DNA-binding transcription factor activity, RNA polymerase II-specific; RNA polymerase II cis-regulatory region sequence-specific DNA binding
Source: RefSeq, a predicted model, not a curated record